CGGAAAAUGCUGGGAAACUAAUUGUUGUGAUCUUCCCCAGUUUUGGAGAGCGAUACUUGUCAUCUUCGCUGUUUGAUUCCAUAAGGCAGGAAGCCGAGAACAUGACAUGUGAUUGAGAUGGUUCCAGAAAUUUCCAGAUACAUUAUUCUUACAAGUAGAAUAUGGAGGACCAAUUUGCAAUCAAGAAAGAUGUUACUGAAUUAAUAGGAAAUACACCAAUGGUAUAUCUAAACAACAUCGUGGAUGGUUGUGUGGCCCAUAUCGCUGCUAAGCUAGAGACAAUGCAACCAUCAUAUAGUAUGAUCAAAGAUGCAGAAGAAAAGGGGUUGAUUACCCCAGGAAAGACUGUUCUCAUUGAGCCUACCAGUGGUAACACUGGAAUUGGGUUGGCCUUUAUUGGAGCAGUUAGAGGAUAUAAAGUGAUCCUCAUAAUGCCAAUAGUCUCUAGUAUUGAGAGGAGAAUUGUUCCACAAGCUUUUGGAGCUGAGGUGAUUCUCACUGACAUGUCAAAAGGCAUCCAGGGGGUUUUUGACAAGUCAGAGGAGAUCCUGAGUAAAACACCUAAUGGAUACAUUCUUCAGCAAUUUGAAAAUCCUGCCAAUCCAAAGAUCCAUUAUGACACCACUGGCCCAGAGAUUUGGAGAGAUUCAGGAGGGAAAGUUGAUGCCCUAGUUGCAGGGAUAGGAACUGGGGGUACGAUAACAGGGGCAGGGAAAUUCCUCAAAGAGAAGAACCCUGAUAUUAAGGUAUAUGGUGUAGAACCAGCUGAAAGUGCCGUCUUAAAUGGUGGAAAACCUGGCCCUCAUCUGAUCCAAGGAAUUGGCGCCGGAGUCAUCCCCCCUGUUUUGGACGUUGACAUUCUUGAUGAAGUUAUUCAAGUUUCUAGCGAGGAAGCUAUACAAACUGCCAAACAGCUUGCUUUGAAAGAAGGUUUGCUGCUUCGCAGUUCAACACUGUUGAAGUCCUCGGCUGCUUCUACACCUGAAAAUCCCGAGGUUAUUUUCUCGGGGAAAACACUCCAAUGCUCAAGUCAGUAAUAUCUAAUAUUUUAGAGAGAGAGGCUCUCAAGGAGUAAUUGCGGAGAGAGAAGCGUAUAGAUUUUCUUCCCUUCAUUGAGGUAGUUGGGAGGUAUUUAUAGCCCUUUGAUGCUGACAU
Rubroshorea leprosula is the source of this 1155-nucleotide messenger RNA. The record is from the annotation of a GenBank genome assembly. NCBI's taxonomy places the organism in Eukaryota, Viridiplantae, Streptophyta, Magnoliopsida, Malvales, Dipterocarpaceae.